AUGGCGCGCGGUUUUUCAGUGGGCUUCGACCCACUGGGCCUUGGAGACCUAAGCUCCAGCUCUCUGAGCUCCCUCUCCUCCCGAGGCCACCUGGGCAGCGACUCAGGCUCCGCAACCCGAUACCUGCUGAGGAAGCAACAGCGGCUGCUGAAUGGGCCCCCCCGCGGAAUCCGAGCCUCAUCGCCCAUGGGCCGUGUCAUCCUCAUCAACUCCCCCAUCGAAGCCAACAGCGAUGAGAGCGACAUCAUCCACGCAGUGCGGGUGGAAAAGAGCCCGGCAGGGAGGCUGGGUUUCAGUGUGCGGGGCGGCUCUGAGCACGGCCUGGGCAUCUUCGUCAGCAAGGUCGAGGAGGGCAGCAGCGCAGAGCGCGCCGGCCUGUGCGUGGGGGACAAGAUCACAGAGGUGAAUGGGCUGAGCCUGGAGAGCACCACCAUGGGCAGUGCCGUGAAGGUCCUGACAGGCAGCAGCCGCCUGCACAUGAUGGUGAGGCGCAUGGGCCGCGUACCCGGCAUCAAGUUCUCCAAGGAGAAGACCACAUGGGUGGACGUGGUGAAUCGGCGGCUGGUCGUGGAGAAGUGCAGUUCAACACCGUCAGAAAGCAGCUCAGAGGAUGGUGUGCGGCGCAUCGUUCACCUCUACACGACCUCUGACGACUUCUGCCUGGGCUUCAACAUCCGCGGGGGAAAGGAGUUUGGCCUGGGCAUCUACGUGUCCAAAGUGGACCACGGUGGGCUGGCCGAGGAGAACGGCAUCAAGGUGGGAGACCAGGUCCUGGCGGCCAAUGGUGUCAGGUUCGACGACAUCAGCCACAGCCAGGCCGUGGAGGUGCUGAAGGGCCAAACACACAUCAUGUUGACCAUCAAGGAGACUGGCCGGUACCCUGCAUACAAGGAGAUGGUUUCCGAGUACUGUUGGCUGGAUCGACUGAGUAACGGGGUACUGCAGCAGCUGUCCCAGGCCUCUGAGAGCAGCUCCAGCGUCUCCUCGUACGCCUCCAGCGCCCCCUACAGCUCCGCUGAGGGCUCCGGCUCCCUGCCCUCCGACCGCAUGGAUAUCUGUCUGGGGCCAGAGGAGCCGGGCAGCCGCGGCCCAGGCUGGGGGCGGGCAGACACAGCCAUGCAGACAGACCCCGACGUGGGGGGCCGCGUGGAGACCUGGUGCAGCGUGCGGCCCACAGUCAUCCUCAGGGACACAGCCAUCCGCUCCGACGGACCCUCGGCUGCCCGCCGCCUUGACUCUGCUCUCUCUGAGUCCCCCAAGACUGCUCUGCUGCUGGCCCUCAGCCGACCUCGGCCCCCCAUCACCCGCUCCCAGAGCCACCUGACUUUGUGGGAGGAGAAGAAGCAGCGGAAGAAGGAGAAGUCGGGGUCCUCUGGGGAGAAGGGGGCCCUGCAGCGCUCCAAGACACUGAUGAACCUCUUCUUCAAGGGAGGGCGGCAGGGGCGGCUGGCAGAGGACGGGCACAGAGAGGCCUGGACGCUGGAGAGAGGGAGCCCAGCCAAGCCCCGUCCGCGCCUGGACAUGGAGAAAGCAGGGGGAGUGGGACCUGUGCAGAAGUUUGUCACCUGGAGGCUGAGACGCGACCGGGAGAGGGGCCGGGCCCUGCUUUCUGCCAGGUCUGGGAGCCCCUCCAGCCAGCUGCCCAAUGUGGAUGAGCAGGUGCAGGCCUGGGAGAGCCGACGGCCCCUCAUUCAGGACUUGGCCCGGCGGCUGCUGACUGACGACGAGGUGCUGGCCAUCACCCGCCACUGCUCCCGGUACGUGCAUGAGGGCGGCGUGGAGGACCUGGUGAGGCCCCUGCUGGCCAUUCUGGACAAGCCCGCGAAGCUGCUGCUCCUGCGGGACAUCAGGAGCGUGGUAGCCCCCACAGACCUGGGCCGCUUCGACAGCAUGGUGAUGCCUGUGGAGCUGGAGGCUUUUGAGGCCCUCAAGAGCCAGGCAGCACGGCCUCCUGCUUUGCGACCAGCGCGGCAAGACACACCGCCCAAGCGUCACCUCAUCACCCCUGUGCCUGACAGCCGUGGAGGCUUCUACCUGCUGCCUGUGAAUGGCUUCCCUGAGGAGGAAGAUGAUGGGGAGCUGAGGGAGCGGCUGGGGGACCUCCAGGUCUCUCUGGGUGCUUCUGCCCCCCGCCACUCUCAUAAAGGGAUACCCCCUCUCCAAGACGUGCCAGUAGAUGCCUUUGCCCCACGCCGAAGCACCUGCACACCCCCUCCCCAGCCGCCCCCCGUUGCUCCCCGGCCCCCGAGGCCUAACUGGCUGCUGACAGAACCCUUGACCCGAGAAGACCCUCUUCAGAGCCAGAACCAGAGCCCAGGCCUGGCCCAGAGCCGCAGCCGCAGCCGUAGCCGCAGCCACAGCCGCAGUCGCAGCCGCAGUCGCAGCCGAGGCAAGUCCCCUGGACGCAGGCGCUCCCCAUCCCCGGCGCCUAUCCCCACCCCCAGCAUAGCCAACGGGCGCUACCACAAGCCUCGGAAGGCCAGGCCCCCUCUGCCAAGACCUCUGGAUGGGCAGGUAGCCAAGGCAGGGGACAGCCAAGGGUCCUCCGAGAAUGGAACUGGCAGGACAGCCCAGCAAGUGGCCGCAAAGGCCCCCAGUGGGGAGCUGAGGACAGUCACGCUGUCCAAGAUGAAACAGUCCUUGGGCAUCAGUAUCUCGGGGGGCAUCGAGUCCAAGGUGCAGCCCAUGGUGAAGAUAGAAAAGAUCUUCCCUGGGGGGGCCGCCUUCCUCAGUGGGGCCCUGCAGGCUGGCUUCGAGCUUGUGGCAGUGGAUGGAGAGAGCCUGGAGAAGGUGACACACCAGCGAGCAGUGGACACCAUUCGCCGGGCUUAUCGAAACAAGUCGCGGGAGCCCAUGGAGCUUGUGGUCAGGGCCGCCACUAAUCUUCUGACCCGGGAACCUCCCACUCCUGCUUGCCUUGACUCCCAGAGCUCCACACUGGUGGCUCAGAUCUCCCUGCUUUCUUCUGUCCCCAGCUGUCACUAAGGCUCUGCCCUUUCCAGACAAACUGUGUCAAGGACAAGGUGCUACUGGGCAGCCUGUGUCACCCAUUCACUGCUCCUAACCUCUCGAGACAGAAAGGAGGUCUAGAAACGCAGGGUCUGGAACUUGGGAUUGGUGGGCAGCAUCUCAUGAUGCCCCCUUUGACUCUCCCAAGCACUGAGGGACCUGGACUCUGGGAUGCAGCCCUCACAUCCACCCCCUAACCCCAAGCAGUGUUCUGUGCAAGCAAUAGAAGUCUUUUCUAGUUUCUCAAACCCUGAGACCAUUUCAUGUUGUGGCCCACCAGCCUCAGCUUUUCUACUGGAUUUGUCCUUUCCCCAUCUCCCUUUCUCCCCCUAAGACCUCUGUAAGGGGUAAGGGAAUAGCUGGCAAAUAAAGGGG
Pteronotus mesoamericanus is the source of this 3384-nucleotide messenger RNA. It is a transcript of the gene PDZD7, whose product is annotated as PDZ domain containing 7. Lineage: Eukaryota; Metazoa; Chordata; Mammalia; Chiroptera; Mormoopidae. The record is from RefSeq and is a predicted model, not a curated record. Gene Ontology annotation, molecular function: protein binding. Gene Ontology annotation, cellular component: stereocilia ankle link complex; cilium; plasma membrane. Gene Ontology annotation, biological process: sensory perception of sound; auditory receptor cell stereocilium organization.